AUGAACUCUUUACUAAAAUCAGAAUAACCAUAUUUAGAUCAACAACGUAAAUCUACAAUCAGUCCAGAUAUAAGACAACAUAUAUAAAGUACUCUCCAUAGAAGGAUUAAUUAUUCUUAAGCAGAUUUAAUAACCCCUAUUACAGUUAAACAAAAUCACAAAAAAUAAGUUAUAACAUAAGGUUUACAAUAAUUAUUAAAAUCAAGUCCUUAUUCAAAGUUAAUUAAAUAGAAAUCUUAACAAUAACUUUAAAUGCAAGAUAGUUUUUCUUAAUAAUAUUUGAAUGGGUAUACUCCUACUCCUAAUUAAUUAUCUUCAUAAUUACUUUUCAAGCUAGAUAUUUACACACCUUCUUUAAAUUCAACUACUUCAAGUAGUAUUAAACCAAGAAUGAGAAAUAAGGAUAAAGAUCAAAUACAAAAAAAAUCUUUUGACUCUAUUAAUGUUACUUCUAACAGAGAAAAAGAGAGAUAAACAAUUACACAAUUAUAAAGUAUAAUUUAAAGAUCUUCCAUAUUAUUGAAAUAGUAUAAGGAUGAAUUGUAAAAGCAUAUCAAUGAGAAAUAAGAAUUAAUAAAAUAAAUUGAAAUAUUGCAAAAAAAUAGAAUAAAGCAAUGA
Molecule: messenger RNA, 618 nt
Organism: Paramecium sonneborni
Lineage: Eukaryota; Ciliophora; Oligohymenophorea; Peniculida; Parameciidae
Source: the annotation of a GenBank genome assembly